UGCACAGAACCAGGCCAACACUGCUGUUGCACCCUAGUAGUUUCCUAACGCAAGAAGAGAAACUGUUAACCUCGAUCUCGUAGGCUAGUUCGACUGACCUAUUUCAUAACACCAAACGUUACAUCAUAUAAAGUCUAUUACCACCUGGGGUAAACACGACCUACAGCCUGGGAAUAACCAUAGCUCCAUGCGAUCGAUCAGCACAUUGUGACAUUGGUAUGACACAUUGACCUGCUAUAAUUGCUAGCUAGCUAGCGGACUAGCUAAACACUUGUAAAUCCGUGAAAUAGUGACUCGGCGAAAUCCAUUUGUGGUUGAAGUUGUCUUGUUUGAUUUCGUCGUACCUCCUCACUGACCUUGAGGUUAAGUGACUAUGUCCUGCCCAUGUACGUCGGCCGCGAGGAUAUUCUUCAAUUCCGCACAAAGAGGGUUCUCAUGUUCACGGAUUCAGCUCUAUUCCUUGAGUAGACCAGGAUCGCGUGAAACAUAUUUACCGUCCAGGGUCCGCGUGAGAUCCUUUUCUGAAACAGCAGUCUGCUUUGCCUCAAAAGAUGGUACCACAAAGGAUGGCUCUGGUGAUGGUGGAAAGAAAAGCAUCAGUGAAGGGAAGAGAUCGUCUGGCUCCUCUGGGGGCUCAGGGAAAGGAGGAAGCCAGCUACGCUGCCCCAAAUGUGGAGAUCCCUGCACACAUGUGGAGACCUUUGUCUCAUCGACACGAUUUGUGAAAUGUGAGAAAUGCCAUCACUUUUUUGUGGUCCUGUCUGAGAGUGACUCCAAGAAGGGCUUAAACAAAGAGGCGGAGUCUGCUGCUGAAGCAGUCAAACUGGCUUUUGCUCAGAAACCACCCCCGCCACCUAAAAAGAUAUACGCAUACCUCGACAAAUACGUUGUGGGUCAGUCCUAUGCUAAGAAGGUGUUAGCCGUGGCUGUGUACAACCAUUACAAACGCAUCUACAACAACAUCCCAGCAGGGGGCCAACAGCAGGCGGAGGUGGAGAAACAGGCCUCCCUGACACCCAGAGAAUUAGAGAUGAGAAGACGUGAGGAUGAGUACCGAUUCACAAAACUACUGCAGAUUGCUGGGAUCAGUCCCCAUGGUAACGCCCUGGGCGCAUCCAUGCAGCAGCAGGCUACCCAGCAGGCACCGCAGGAGAGGAGGGGCGGGGACGUUUUGGACUCCACCCACACUGACAUCAGACUGGAGAAGAGCAACAUCGUGCUCCUGGGUCCGACUGGAUCAGGCAAAACCUUGCUGGCCCAGACCCUGGCGAGGUGUCUUGAUGUUCCCUUUGCGAUAUGUGAUUGCACCACUCUGACUCAAGCCGGAUAUGUAGGGGAGGACAUUGAGUCAGUCAUUGCCAAACUGUUGCAGGAUGCAAACUACUCAGUGGAGAAAGCGCAGCAAGGGAUAGUGUUCCUGGAUGAGGUGGAUAAGAUUGGCAGCGUGCCUGGCAUUCACCAGCUUAGAGAUGUUGGGGGGGAAGGAGUCCAGCAGGGACUUCUCAAACUGCUGGAGGGCACAAUCGUCAAUGUUCCUGAGAAGAACUCCAGGAAACUUAGAGGAGAGACCGUUCAAAUAGACACCACGAACAUCCUGUUUGUCGCAUCGGGUGCUUUCAAUGGACUUGACAGAAUCAUCAGCAGGAGAAAGAACGAAAAGUACCUGGGUUUUGGCACCCCCUCCAACAUGGGGAAGGGGCGGCGUGCGGCGGCGGCGGCCGACCAGGCCAACAGCAGCGGGGACACGGACACUCUGGCUGAGAUCGAGGAAAAGGACCGGCUGCUGAAGCUGGUGGAGGCCAGGGACCUGAUCGAGUUUGGGAUGAUCCCAGAGUUUGUGGGCCGCCUGCCGGUGGUGGUCCCUCUGCACAGCCUGGAUGAGGAGACGCUGGUGCGCAUCCUGACGGAGCCCCGCAACGCUGUGGUGCCCCAGUACCAGGCUCUCUUCAGCAUGGACAAGUGUGAGCUCAGUGUAACUGCAGAUGCCUUGAAGUCCAUCGCCAGGCUGGCCCUGGAGAGGAAGACUGGAGCCCGUGGUCUCAGGUCAAUUAUGGAAAAGCUGCUCCUGGAACCCAUGUUUGAGGUUCCUCACUCUGACAUCAUGGCUGUAGAGUUGACCAAAGAUGUCGUCCAGGGGAAAUCAGAGCCCAGAUACGUCAGGGCUCCAGUGAAGGUGUCUACCGAGGAGGAAUACGACUCCGGCGUUGAGGAGGAGAACUGGCCCAGACAAGCAGACGCGGCCAACAACUGAUCCUCCCUCCGCCCUUUUUGUUUCUCCGAGAUCUCCUAACGACUGCAGUCUCAAAUCAUUAGAUUCCCUAGAACCCUUAGAUGGAAAACAGCUGUUGUCUCCUCAUAACCCUGCCCUGAGACCCUAGACAGGCCUUGGAGGCUGUAGGAAAGAGAACACAUCCUGGAGGGUCACACUGAGGUGUGUCAGCAUAAAUAACAGGAUUUGUAUCAGACACGCGUCCUAUUGGUCCCAUGAAUCCAGGAGUUAAUCUGUAACAACAGGAGGUGCACAACUAACAAGGUGGACUUCUACCUGGUACAUUUUCAAUCUUUGCGGAUUGUUAACAAUUUUAUCUAUCUAAAAGAUAAUGCAAUUUUAUUCUUAAAAGGAUUAGUAGCUAGGAGAUUUGCCUUCUCUUUUUUGGGGGUGAUAGGUUGUAAGGCAAGGGAAUCAAAUUAUCAUAAUGGGAUCAUAUUGUACACUUGAAGGCAUAGGGUUAGGAAUAUUCUGCUUCAAUAUUUUCUUGUUACAUGAUGCAGCUAAUGCCCUGUUGUCAUGGUAUUCAAUAUUCACAUCAGUAUUUGGAUGUUUUCUUACUCACCAUUUUAAUAAUGGUGUUGGUAAUGAAAUUGGCUCGUAAAUGUGGGGCAGUGGCGCAUAGUUAGAAUGGAUCCGUUUGUAUCACGAGGCAACCUGUAUUAUGUCAUCACUUGUUUUAGUGUAUGCCCACACCAGCACACUAAACAGCAGGACUAGAAACUUGUUACCUUUUUAAAACACUCGAAAAAGUUUGUGUUGUGUGUUUUAUUUUCAAUCUCAAACCUCUCCGGUAGAAUGUAUGAAACCAUACCCUCAGAUUCCUUUACACGCGACUGAAUCGACACAGAAAACCUUCCUGCAUUUGGUCAAGUUUAGGAACCUCACCUUAAGUGAUGCCGACUGUAAAUCGUACUUCAGUAGACUACUCUGUAAUCUUUGCCUUUUUUUCCUAGCACAGUCUUUGGACGAAACCAUGCUGCUGCCCACCUACAUGUUCUAUGAAAUGAGAUUAAUUUAGGAAGGUAACUUUUUAAUUUGUUUAAAAUUCAUAUUUGCUUUAAGUUAUGUUUCAAAAUUGCUUUUCUCUCAGUUCGAAGUUCAAUCAUCUAUAUGCCCUAAAGUUGUGAAUCUAAAACGUGUUGUGGUAUUGUUUAAAAAUAUAAAUAAAAUGUAUAUCUGUACAGACA
Hypomesus transpacificus is the source of this 3459-nucleotide messenger RNA. It is a transcript of the gene clpxb, whose product is annotated as caseinolytic mitochondrial matrix peptidase chaperone subunit Xb. Lineage: Eukaryota; Metazoa; Chordata; Actinopteri; Osmeriformes; Osmeridae. Gene Ontology annotation, cellular component: mitochondrial matrix. The record is from RefSeq and is a predicted model, not a curated record. Gene Ontology annotation, molecular function: ATP binding; zinc ion binding; ATP-dependent protein folding chaperone. The transcript is spliced from 15 exons. The coding region runs from base 374 to 2251 and encodes 625 amino acids. Gene Ontology annotation, biological process: protein folding; proteolysis; protein catabolic process.